AUGCUACACCCUGGCGUGUUCAUUUCCAAGGCCAAGACCGACUCUCUUUGCACGCUCAACAUGGUGCCCGGCAUUUCCGUGUACGGUGAGAAGCGCAUCGAGUUAAGCGCAACGCAGGGCGGUGAUGAUAAAAAGGAGUACCGUCUGUGGAAUCCCUACCGCUCGAAGCUUGCCUCUGCCAUUUACGCUGGUGUAAGUAGCAUUCAUAUGGGUCCCGGCUCAAAGGUGCUGUAUCUCGGUGGGGCGACUGGUACCACAGUCAGCCACGUGAGCGACCUUGUAGGACCCGAGGGCAUGGUGUAUGCGGUGGAGUUCUCGCACCGUGUUGGUCGCGAUUUAGUCGAGAUGUCGAAACGCCGUUCGAAUAUCGUCCCCAUCAUUGAAGACGCCCGCUAUCCCAUGAAGUACCGCAUGCUUGUGCCGAUGGUCGACUGCAUUUUCAUGGAUGUCGCACAGCCGGACCAGGCGCGAAUUCUUGCACUCAAUGCACAGGCUUUUCUGCAGAAUGGUGGUCACUAUGUCAUCUCCAUCAAGGCUAACUGCAUUGACUCUACCCUGGCUGCACCUGUAGUGAUUGCGUCUGAGCUAAACAAACUGAAGAAGGACAAGUUGAAGCCACUGGAGCAGGUUUCUCUUGAGCCGUUUGAGCGCGACCACGCUGUAGUUGUUGGUGUGUACCGCCCCGUCAAGAAGUCGAAGUAG
Messenger RNA from Leishmania braziliensis MHOM/BR/75/M2904, 702 nucleotides. Its product is annotated as fibrillarin. Gene Ontology annotation, molecular function: RNA binding; rRNA methyltransferase activity; histone H2AQ104 methyltransferase activity. Gene Ontology annotation, biological process: rRNA methylation; box C/D sno(s)RNA 3'-end processing. The record is from RefSeq and is a predicted model, not a curated record. The transcript has a single exon. Gene Ontology annotation, cellular component: nucleolus; box C/D methylation guide snoRNP complex; small-subunit processome. The coding region runs from base 1 to 702 and encodes 233 amino acids. Lineage: Eukaryota; Euglenozoa; Kinetoplastea; Trypanosomatida; Trypanosomatidae.